AUGGCGAUCUCGCAGACAAGGCAGAGCUGUGCAACGCAAAACGACUCAGAGGCAUCGCCACCGGCCCUCUCCCUCUCAGGCCAUUACAAAGCAGCAGCGGAGAUCCCGGCAGGACGCGUCCCCUCCGAGGGCCAGAGCGGUGCCCGCGCCCCGCUGCGGAGCCGCCUCCCCGCACAGGGGCUGCGCGUCCCGAGCCGAGACUUCGGCGGGGCAGCGAACGCGCCGAGGCUCCCCCUGCCCCGGGUGGCAUCCUGUGAACCCCCCUUCCUCCUCCCCCACGACUGUUUGCCCGCAAAAGUGACAUCGAACCUCCGGCACCGCGGGAGCCGCGCCGCGCUCCGCGCUGUCCGCUCCGAGCCGCAGCCGCUGCCCCGGGCGUCCCCGCACUUUGCCUGUCGGUCCCGCACAGCACCCCCGGCGUCUCGCCCCGGGCCGGGUCCGUCCCGCUCAGUUCCCCCGGGAAGUCCCGCACCCCCCGCAUCCCGUGCGGACCUGGCAGCGCCGCUGCUCCGCGUCGGCACCUACCCGGCACGCCCAGGCGGUGCCGCCGUGCCGCGGCUCGGGAGCGGGGCCGCCCGUCCGGAGCGGCGAUGCUGCCCAGGCCGAACGGGCCGGGCCGGGCCGGCCGCCUCCCGCCCGGGGCUGCGGCAGCGGAGCGGAGCGAGCGCCGGCCCCGCCGCCCGUGCGGGGCUCUGGGCUGCGGGGCUCCUGUCCCGCCUCUGUGCGGCUGCGGGGCUCCUGUCCCGCUUCUGUGCGGCUGCGGGGCUCCUGUCCCGUCCCGCUUCUGUGCGGCUGCGGGGCUCCUGUCCCGCCUCUGUGCGGCUGCGGGGCUCCUGUCCCGCUUCUGUGCGGCUGCGGGGCUCCUGUCCCGCCUCUGUGCGGCUGCGGGGCUCCUGUCCCGCUUCUGUGCGGCUGCGGGGCUCCUGUCCCGUCCCGCCUCUGUGCGGCUGCGGGGCUCCUGUCCCGCCUCUGUGCGGCUGCGGGGCUCCUGUCCCGCCUCUGUGCGGCUGCGGGGCUCCUGUCCCGCCUCUGUGCGGCUGCGGGGCUCCUGUCCCGCUUCUGUGCGGCUGCGGGGCUCCUGUCCCGCUUCUGUGCGGCGGGGCCGGCGCGGCGCGCUCAGCUGUCAGCGCUCAGGGAUGGAUCUGCCAUCGAUCCCCAGCGCCGGUGCGCUGGAGUGGCGCAUACGCGGCUCGAUUAGCGGCGGUGCAGCCUGAGCUGCGGAGUGUCCUCCGCACGCUGCAGAGGGAAGUAAUUUGGUUUCCGUGUUGUGCCCCAGAGUAG
Molecule: messenger RNA, 1281 nt
Organism: Taeniopygia guttata (zebra finch)
Lineage: Eukaryota; Metazoa; Chordata; Aves; Passeriformes; Estrildidae
Source: RefSeq, a predicted model, not a curated record